Cuscuta campestris is the source of this 1467-nucleotide messenger RNA. NCBI's taxonomy places the organism in Eukaryota, Viridiplantae, Streptophyta, Magnoliopsida, Solanales, Convolvulaceae. The record is from the annotation of a GenBank genome assembly.
GAUAAUAUCCGUUUAAAAUGGAUGCGGAUAUUUCCUCUUUAAACGGAUACGGAUGAGGACGCCGUGUGUCUAUACAUAUAUAUAUAUGCUACUACACUUAGACAUGGACAUGAUGUUAGGCUCCUUUGGUUCUUCCUCGUCGUCAUCAAGAUCCCAUGAUCACUUUGAUGCCGUCAACACCAAUCAUCUUCGCCCACUUGUUCAUCAUCAUCGGACUACGGAUAUUGAUGGCGUGGCGGCCGGCUUGCAGUACGGCCGGCUGUCUGCGCCGCCCGCCACCCAGCUGAGGCAGCUCCUCCUCACCUGCGCCGAGCUUGUUUCCAGAUCUGACCUCUCCGCCGCCCACCGCCUACUUUCCUUCUUGUCCGCCAACGCUUCCCCUCUCGGCGACUCCGCCGAGAGGCUGGCGCACCAGUUCGUCCGGGCGCUCUCCCACCGCCUCCACCGCCACGUCAUCCCCCUCCCGCCGCCCGACCCGGCCGCCCUCCAGUCUUCCUACCUGUGCCUCAACCAGGUCACGCCCUUCCUCCGCUUCAUCCACCUCACCGCCAACCAGGCCAUUCUCGAGGCCGUUGACCGCGGUCAACGGCGCGCGGUCCACGUCGUGGACUUCGACAUCAUGCACGGCGUCCAGUGGCCGCCGUUGAUGCAGGCUCUCGCCGACAGGUACCCGCCCCCGGCGCUACGGAUCACGGGGACGGGGCGGGACCUGGAAACCCUAAGGAGGACCGGGGACCGCCUCGCGAAAUUCGCCCACUCCUUAGGGAUGAGGUUCCAGUUCCACCCCGUCCUGGCGGACGACAACGGCGGGGACCCGCCGCUGUCGUCCAUCGUUUUCCUCCCGGACGAAACCCUAGCGGUGAACUGCACCCUCUACCUCCACCGCCUCCUGAAGAGUGGGGACCGGCUCCGACUCUUCCUCUGCCAGAUAAAGGAAAUGAGGCCGAAGGUGGUGACGGUGGCGGAGAGGGAGGCGAGCCACAACCACCCCCUCUUCCUGAAGAGGUUCGUGGAGGCGGUGGACCACUACGCGGCGGUGUUCGACUCCCUGGAGGCGACACUGCCGCCGAGCAGCAGGGAGCGGGCGGCGGUGGAGCAGGUGUGGUUCGGGGGCGAGAUCGCGGACAUCGUAGCGGCCGAGGGGGAGAAGAGGGGAGAGCGGCACGAGAGGUUCGGGUGGUGGGAGGAGGUGAUGCGGGGCUCCGGGUUCAGAAAUGUGGGGCUCAGCCCGUUUGCCCUGUCCCAGGCCAAGCUCCUACUAAGGCUCCAUUACCCUUCGGAAGGGUACCAGCUUCGGGUCAUGCCCCCCGAUUCGAAUUGUUUCUUGCUUGGAUGGCAAAACCAACCACUCUUCUCUGUCUCUUCUUGGCACUGAUUACCAUCACUCUCAGCUAGCUACGUCAUCAUUAUUAAUUGUCAUUAUUAUUGCUUAAUAAUAGGAGUAAUUAAUGAAAAAACCCUAACCCU